AAAAAUCAAUCAAAGCUUUGACAGUCGUGAAGUAUUACGACUUGCGUCAUUUAUAUUUAUUGUUUACACUUAAUAGUUCUUAGGCACACUUUGUACUGUGAAAAAUGUGUCAUUACUCAUUAGAAUUAGUAUCUACCUAAUCUCAAAUCUGUGUAUUAGAUUAGAAAUCAGUUUUGAGCGUGGUGAAUUUAAAUGUAAAUUUUUUUUUAAAUAUUCUGUUUUAAUUAUAUUACAAUGGUAAUUCAGCUGCUCAAUUCAAUUCAGAAUUGGCUAAAAAAUACUCCAAAUCAUACAUGUUUUCGUGUAAACAAACUUAAAGUUUUCGAUAUUCAAAAUUUACAAAGUUUAAUUGUUCACCAAAGCAAAGAAUUGGGCACCUCUAUUUUGCCUGAAUACAAGUUCUUAAAAAGCGAUUGCUUAAUUGUGAAGCCUUGGUCAGAUCAUGUAGUUGUUAAGAGAGAUAAUAAUGAAGUUAUGGUUGAUGCAUCAUGCGGAGCUGCGGUCUUAAGAGGUUCUCAUGUUUUUGCUCCAGGAUUACUUGGAUUACAACCAAAUUGUAAGCUCAAUGAUCUUGUGGAUAUUUAUGCUGAUCUUGAUGGAAAAUGCAAAAGAGGUUUAAAAAUACAUUACACUGGCAAGAAGGAAUAUGUUGGUACUGGAUAUCUUAAGAAGCUGCGCUGCGAGCUAUUUGAUGAAGGUAUCCAACCUAGUGGCAUUGGUGUACAAACAUUACUCCCGGCUUCUAAAUUGCCUGUUAUAAACGAAUCACUGUUUCCACAAGGACAAGUGCUCUUACAAAAUCUGCCAUCGAUAGUAUGUGGGUGGGUUGUAAAUGCUAAGCCCAAUGAGCGCAUACUUGAUAUGUGUGCGGCCCCGGGAAAUAAAACUACGCAUUUAGCUGAAAUGUCUGACAAUAAGGCGAUAAUCACAGCGAUCGACAAGACGGAGAAAAAGGUAGAUUUGAUAAAACAAAACUGUGAAAUUCAGGGUGUAACAUGUGUGAAUGCAUUCAUAUUUGACUCCAGACAUUGUUAUUCCGAGAGCGCAAGUAUGGAUACAGAAGGGCCCCCAUUUCCCGCUAAUUGCUUUGACAAAGUACUGUUAGAUGCACCUUGCAGUGGACUAGGCCAAAGACCUAGAUUGAUUAAUAGUAUGACGCCAAAAAUGUUGCAGUCUUAUAAAUUUAUACAACGGAAGUUAUUAGCAGCGGCAGUAAAAGUUUUAAAAUCUGGUGGUAAAUUAGUAUACAGCACAUGUACAGUCACAUUAGAGGAAAAUGAGGAAAUGGUCAAAUGGGCUCUGGACAAGUUUCCCUGCUUACGGUUAGUGCCAGCUGAGCCUCUGUGUGGUGGACCUGGAUUACCCGACUGUGGCCUAACUGAUAAUGAAAGGCUCAUGGUACAACGAUUCGGUCCUGAAGAAGAUCCGUUGAGAGCAGUUGAGGAUAUAUACCGGAAUUCUAUUGGAUUCUUUAUAGCGGCUUUUACAAAAAUCUAAUAAUGUAAAAAAAAUAAUUUAAAUAUAUAAUAAACAAGAUUUAAAGUCUUUCAACUUUAACC
Zerene cesonia (dogface butterfly) is the source of this 1559-nucleotide messenger RNA. Its product is annotated as tRNA (cytosine(72)-C(5))-methyltransferase NSUN6. Lineage: Eukaryota; Metazoa; Arthropoda; Insecta; Lepidoptera; Pieridae. Gene Ontology annotation, molecular function: methyltransferase activity; RNA binding. The transcript has 7 exons. The record is from RefSeq and is a predicted model, not a curated record. The coding region runs from base 235 to 1497 and encodes 420 amino acids. Gene Ontology annotation, biological process: RNA methylation.